GAGCAUCAAGGAAAGAGAACAAUAAUCUUAAUUGGUAAUUCCCAACAAAAGGAAUUAAGACAGAUCAUCGGUGUAGUUCAAUUGGUAGAACAUCGGCCUCCAGAUCCGAGUGUUGUGGGUUCGAUUAAAGAUAUUAACGGUAAAGUGAUGAUCGACCAAAUCCAAUGUGUCGAUAAAGAAAGAAUUGGGGAUAAAAUCAAAAACUUGACCGUUGAGGAAAUGAAUAAAGUGGCUGAGAAAUUAAGGAAAAUUUUGUCUUUAAGAGAAUUAUUAAAAGCGAAAUUAUAA
Molecule: messenger RNA, 288 nt
Organism: Funneliformis geosporum
Lineage: Eukaryota; Fungi; Glomeromycota; Glomeromycetes; Glomerales; Glomeraceae
Source: the annotation of a GenBank genome assembly